AUGGACGCUUUGAAGAAGAUCAGUCGAAUCAUUGGGAAUGUAGUUGAACAAAUCGAGGGUAAUAUCGUGGAGCUGCCAACGGAUCUGAACACUGUCAGGGUUGAUCGCCAUUACCGCGAAGCUGUUAAGGGUGGGUGUUUUUGUAAUUUUAAAGUUAUUCUUUUUAUUGAGGAUAUGUUUGAAUAAACUACCUUAUUUUAGCUCAGGAUCCUUUAGCUUCGAGAUCGGCUACUUCACCAAUGAGGUAUCGCAAAGGUCGUACUAAAAAGAGUGGUAAGUUGGUAUUUUUUUUUAAAUAGUUUUGCUUCGAUGUUUUAUACGGCAGCAUAAUAAUGUUUGAUCUUGAUAUUGUUUUAGUUUCUACUUCGACUUCUGACCUUUCUGAAGGUUAUACUCCAACAUCGUCGACUUCCCUUCAUACUAGCGACUACAAUUCUGAUGCUGAGACGAUGGACAUGGAUAGUAGCAAUAAUGUUCUUCCUGAUCUCGAAUCUACGCGAAACAGUGGCAUGGAUACUUGUAAUCAAUGUGGGAAAAAAGUAAUUUUGAGUAAUAAUGAUGAGUAUUACUGUGUAAUUUCUUCGAAUUAGCGACACUAAACUCUUAUUAUCAAAUAUGUUUGUUAUGUGUAUGUUAUCUUAAUAAAACUCUUUUUCAGAAGCUAGACAUUCAUCUGGAGCCUCUGAAGAAUCACGCGUUGGCCUUUCCUGAAGACGGAAUCCGUUGUUUGCCGCGAGAAUCGGACAGAAUCUACGAAGAGUUGAACAGAAAGUCGCUGGUGCUGGUGCGCGACAUUCCGUCUGCUGAAGUGGACCGUAUCAAACGUCGGAUUGCCAGAGGCAGUGGCAAGUCAGUGAAUAACCCCGACUUUAACGAAAACAAGUCGGUUCGUACGAUCGCUACGGGAACUCGCAAGAAAUAA
Messenger RNA from Bursaphelenchus okinawaensis, 922 nucleotides. The record is from the annotation of a GenBank genome assembly. Lineage: Eukaryota; Metazoa; Nematoda; Chromadorea; Rhabditida; Aphelenchoididae.